Triticum aestivum (bread wheat) is the source of this 1802-nucleotide messenger RNA. RefSeq names its product disease resistance protein RPM1-like. The record is from RefSeq and is a predicted model, not a curated record. The transcript is spliced from 2 exons. The coding region runs from base 24 to 1400 and encodes 458 amino acids. Lineage: Eukaryota; Viridiplantae; Streptophyta; Magnoliopsida; Poales; Poaceae. Gene Ontology annotation, molecular function: ADP binding. Gene Ontology annotation, biological process: defense response to other organism.
UAUUGAGGUCAAACUGAAGAGAAAUGGCGGAGGCUGCUCUUCUUCUUGUCACAAUAAAGAUUGGAAUAGCUGUCGGAGCAGAAACGCUUCACUAUGCUAGGUCUGUUGCAAAACUCUCAGAGAACAUGACACUGAUAAGGAAUGACCUGCAGCUUAUUCGAGCAUUUAUCAAGGAGACUGAAAGGAGAGCUUUGACAGAUGGAGUCACCGAAACAUGGACAGGGCAAGUCCGAAGAUUGGCGUAUGACAUGGAAGACAUUGUGGAUCAAUUUAUGUAUGUUGUUGGCAAACACCAUCAGAAAGGAUCAUGGUGGAGUUAUGUGAAGAAAAUCGUGAAGAAACCCCAGUAUCUGUUUACACUAGGUGAAAUUGCUACUGGCCUUAAGAAAAUAAACCGAGCCCUUACACAUCUUAAACAAAACAGAGAUUGGACUCAACCAAUAGCUAGUAAAAAUAUUGAUGGGGUCACUGAAUUUGGAAAAUUGUCCAAAUUUGAAAUCAUUGCCUUGUGGGGUAUGGGUGGUAUUGGAAAAAGCACUCUUGUUAGUAAUGUGUUCAGAACUGAAGCAUCCAACUUUGAAUUUCAUGCAUGGGUUUCUGUCUCCCAGUCCUAUAAACUAGAUGAUAUUUGGAGAAGAAUGCUGAAAGAAAUCUAUUCUAAAGACAAGAAAGAAUUUGAUGCUGAGAAGAUGACCUGUCGAGAGUUACAAGAUGAAUUGAAGGAACUCCUGAAGAUAAGACAAUACUUGAUCAUACUGGAUGAUGUCUGGACAGCUGAAGACUUACGAAAAAUUAAAGAGGUUCUUGUCGAUGCAAAAAUGGGAAGCAGAAUAAUACUGACAACAAGAUCUGAGGAAGUUGCUUCAAUUGCUCAUGAUGGUUGCAGGAUCAAAGUGGAGCCUCUUGAGGAGGAGGAUGCAUGGCGUCUGUUUUGCAGGAAGGCAUUUCCAAGCACUGAAAAUCACGUCUGCCCAUUAGCAUUACAAGAGUGUGGUAAAUCGAUAGUGGAGAGGUGUGAUGGUUUACCAUUAGCUCUUGUGGCCAUAGGGAGCUUAUUAUCUCUUAAGGCGCAGAAUGUUGCAGAUUGGAAACUAUGUGAUGCGCAACUUAUUUCCGAUCUACACAAAAAUGAGAACCCAAGUCGCGUGGAGAAAAUUCUGAAUCUAAGCUACAAAUACUUGCCUGACUAUUUGAAGAGUUGUUUCUUGUAUUGUACCAUGUUCCCAGAAGACCACAUGAUCCAUAGAAAAAGACUGAUCAGACUAUGGGUCGCUCAAGGGUUUGUUGAACAAAUUGGAAAUUGCAGUUUAGAAGAUGUUGUUGAAGGUUACCUGACACAGCUCGUUCAACGAAGCAUGCUUCAUGUGGUAGAGAGGAACAGUUUUAACAGGAUCAGGUGACUUCGAAUGCAUGAUCUUGUACGUGAAUUGGCCAUUUUCCAAUCCAAGAAAGAGAGUUUCGGUACAACUUAUGAUGAUAGUCAUGGGGUGAUGCUGGGGGAGUCAGGUUCUCGACGUUUGUCAGUGCUCCAAUGCAAAAAUGAUAUUCAACCAAGCAUAGGUCAAUGCAGGCUCCGUACCUUCAUAACAUUCAGCAGCAACAUGGCAUCAUCUUCAUUGUUUCCCUCAGAAUCUAAGGGUGUGUUUGGUUGAGGAACCAAGUGGAACGGAAUGUAAUGGUUCCAUUCUUCUAGAAUUGGUCGGUUCCGUUCCUGCGUUUGGUAGAAGCAAUUAGACGGAGUGGAAUGGUUAUGUUUUAUUGUUUGGUACAAGAGACGGAAUGGAAUGUAUUUGGUGUAGAAA